Exaiptasia diaphana is the source of this 2387-nucleotide messenger RNA. RefSeq lists its product as uncharacterized. The transcript has 4 exons. Lineage: Eukaryota; Metazoa; Cnidaria; Anthozoa; Actiniaria; Aiptasiidae. The coding region runs from base 38 to 1291 and encodes 417 amino acids. The record is from RefSeq and is a predicted model, not a curated record.
AAAAAAACCUCAGUGGCCGAGGGCUGCCACUACCAUCAUGCCUUGCGUGCUUAACAAGCCAGUCAAGAUGGCGGACACUUGGAAGGAUGAAGAUGAUCUUAAAAAGGCUAUGGAGAAUUAUGUUAAACWAGGACUAACAAGAGAAGAAGUUCUAGAUUUCUUAAAGAGCGACUUUCCGGAAUAUCCAUGGCGUCUCCGAACUCUAGACCGUCGCAUGAGGUAUUUUGGGAUUUAUUAUAAUGACAACAACAUCGAAGUUCAACAAGUAAAAGAAGUCGUGGAAAAGGAGCUACAAGGACCAGGAAAGCUCUUAGGUUAUAGGGCAUURCAUAGGAAAAUCAGACAAAAAUAUAAUUUACUUGUUACCCGAGACAAGGUGUAUGAUGUCAUGGCCGACCUCGAUCCUGAUGGACUAGCUGCUCGUGGAGGUGUCGGAGGUAAAAAGGCAAGAAAGAAGGGAAAUUUCUCAUCAAAGGGCACUAACUUUGUACAUUCAUUAGACGGGCACGACAAACUAAUGGGGUACCAGAAUUCAAYGUUCCCCAUUGCAGUAUACGGAUGUUUGGAUACUGCAAGCAGGAAGCUAAUGUGGAUUCGAGUUUGGGUUAGUAAUAGCAAUCCACAGCUAAUAGGGCGAUGGUACCUCGASCACCUAAUGGAAACAAACUUGAUGCCAGCGAUAAUAAGACUCGACAAGGGUACAGAAACAGGCACGAUGGCCACCAUGCACGCUUUKCUUAGAAAUAAUCACGAUGAUAUGGAUCCUGUUGAAACAGUUAUAUAUGGGCCUUCAACUUCAAAUCAAAUAGAGCGAUGGUGGAAAGAGCUGCAUGAACGUUUAGAAAAAUACUUUAAAGACCAACUGAAUUGGCUGAAGGACCAUGCUUAUUAUGAUCCUAAUGAUGAAGUGGAUAGAAUGCUCCUUGCUUUUAUUAUGGUGCCUGUAGUUCAGAAAGAGGUAGAUUCUUUYAAAGACAACGUAUGGAAUACACACCGUAUAAGAGCACAAAAGGACACAGUUUUGCCGGAUGGAGUCCCUAAUCAUAUUCACAGCUUCCCUGACAAGUAUGAUCUGGAAGAAUGUGGGUUACCUGUGACAGAUGAUCAACUGCAUGAGGUUGCUAUCCAAUCUGGAGUUCUUGAUGUUCCUGAUGAUUUCCUUUCCAAAGAAUUUAGGGCAGAAUGUGAACGGAUCAUCAAUCUAACCAAUUUAACACCCAAGGAUUGCAAAGAUGCCUUUAUUUUUUUAAAGCAGCAUUUUCAAGUAUCAAAUGUACAAUCUCAUAAUUAGCUCACAUUCAGGUUCAAUAUUAGCAGCUUAGUACAUGUAUCAAUGUAAUUCAUCAUUCAGUCCAUACACUUAAUCAAAAAUAUGGCAACCUGAAUGAAUAGUAACUAGUUUGGGUCUGAUUAGCCUAACUCAUUUGUGAACACACUAUAUUAUCUGUGUCAGUACGAGGCCAGCUAGACCAUCUGUUAUUCAUACUGGUUGCCAUACUUCAAUUCAGUGUACUAAAAUUCAAAAAAGAAUCAAACUCAACUUGAAACAGUAACAUACACUAUAUGGAACCACAACCAAUAAAAUAUAGUCACAUAACAAUGAUUUUAUGCAAACAUGUAUAAAAGUAGAACUGAAAAAUGUCAAUUCUGUUUGUUUUGCUGUUUGUUAUCUAUUUGUAAAUAGGAUAUAGGAUCAAAGUUGCUAAACUCUGUUAGUUUAAAAUCGGUCAAACUGAUAAUUUUGACAACAGGGUUCCCCCUUGAGUCACAAUCUAAACAUUAUUUUUAAAGGGGGACUAGCAUCAAAAUUGUCCAACCUUUAAUUUAGCUAAAACUGCACUGAAAGACUCUUAACAACCUUUUUAAAAAAUGGGUUAAUUAUUUUCUGAAAAUUCUCAUGGGAAGUAUUAGAUUUUUAUGAAUCUUUCGAGCUAUCAGUGACGUCAUACACUCCACAAAAGCAUUUAGCUACAUAUAUUUCAUUGUAAUUUGUGAUUGAAAUAUCUCAACAUAAAUAUUCUACAUUGAAGAAAAUUGGUCAGGAAGUGAAUCCUUAGCCUAGACAAUGUAAGAAAACUCCUUUAUUAACUCAAACGUUUAUUGUUGGAAAAAUAAAAUUGUUGCAGAAACAAGACAAAGAAAUGUAUGGAGCUGAAUGCUUAUGUUGAGUGUAUGAAGUCACAUGAAUGAUUUUGAUGCUGUUCACCCUUUAAAUCUUGACUAUAUCAUGUGCUGUGUCCUUAAAUUCAAACCUGUUCUUCUGUAUUUUGGAAUUUCACUUCUCAUGUAGACUUGCCCUUAUCUAGUGGCUGUAAUCCCACAAUGUUACAGUAUUUGUUGCACACGUGUUUCUCAAUAAAGUUUUUGAUGGCCACUUUUGACAGAUU